Purpureocillium lilacinum is the source of this 1845-nucleotide messenger RNA. Its product is annotated as heat shock protein ssb1. Gene Ontology annotation, molecular function: ATP binding; ATP-dependent protein folding chaperone. Gene Ontology annotation, cellular component: cytosol; nucleus; plasma membrane. Lineage: Eukaryota; Fungi; Ascomycota; Sordariomycetes; Hypocreales; Ophiocordycipitaceae. The record is from RefSeq and is a predicted model, not a curated record.
AUGGCGGACGAAGUGUAUGAUGGUGCCAUUGGCAUCGAUCUGGGUACCACCUACUCGUGCGUUGCCACGUACGAGGGUACCAAUGUCGAGAUCAUCGCCAACGAGCAGGGUUCUUUCACCACCCCGUCGUUCGUCUCCUUCACUGAUAAGGAGCGUCUGAUUGGUGAGGCCGCCAAGAACAACGCUGCCAUGAACCCCCGGAACACCGUCUUCGACGCCAAGCGUCUGAUCGGUCGCCGCUUCGAUGACCCCACCGUCAAGAAGGACAUCGAGUCGUGGCCCUUCAAGGUCGUCGACGAUGCCGGCCAGCCCAAGAUCGAGGUUGACUACCUCGGCGAGAAGAAGCAGUUCUCCGCCCAGGAGAUCUCUUCUAUGGUCCUCCUCAAGAUGAAGGAGAUUGCCGAGGUCAAGCUUGGCAAGAAGGUCGAGAAGGCCGUCAUCACCGUCCCCGCCUACUUCAACGACAACCAGCGUCAGGCCACCAAGGAUGCUGGUGCCAUCUCCGGCCUCAACAUCCUCCGUAUCAUCAACGAGCCUACUGCUGCUGCCAUUGCCUACGGUCUGGGCUCUGGCAAGUCUGACAAGGAGCGCAACGUCCUCAUCUACGAUCUGGGCGGUGGUACCUUCGAUGUCUCUCUCCUGAACAUCCAGGGCGGUGUCUUCACCGUCAAGGCUACCGCUGGUGACACCCACCUGGGUGGCCAGGACUUCGACACCAACCUCCUCGACCACUGCAAGAAGGAGUUCACCCGCAAGUCCAAGAAGGACCCCAGCGGUGAUGCCCGUGCCCUCCGCAGACUCCGUACUGCUUGCGAGCGUGCCAAGCGUACCCUGUCCAGCGGUGCCCAGGCCACCAUUGAGAUCGACUCUCUCUUCGAUGGCGAGGACUUCACCAUGACCAUCACCCGUGCCCGUUUCGAGGAGCUCAACGCCAAGGCUUUCUCUGGCACCCUCGAGCCUGUUGCUCAGGUCCUCAAGGAUGCUGACAUCCAGAAGAGCGCCGUCGACGAGAUCGUCCUUGUCGGUGGUUCCACCCGUAUCCCCCGUAUCCAGAAGCUCCUCACCGAGUUCUUCGACGGCAAGAAGCUUGAGAAGAGCAUCAACCCCGAUGAGGCCGUCGCCUACGGUGCCGCCGUCCAGGCCGGUAUCCUCUCCGGCAAGGCCACGUCCGCCGAGACCUCGGACCUCCUCCUCCUCGAUGUCGUCCCCCUGUCUCUGGGUGUCGCCAUGGAGGGCAACAUCUUUGCUCCCGUCGUUACCCGCGGACAGACUGUGCCUUGCUUGAAGAAGCGCACCUUCACCACCGUUGCCGACAACCAGCAGACCGUUCAGUUCCCCGUCUUCCAGGGUGAGCGUGUCAACUGCGAGGACAACACCUCCCUGGGCGAGUUCACUCUUGCUCCUAUCCCCCCCAUGAGGGCUGGCGAGGCCGUCCUCGAGUGUGUCUUCGAGGUCGACGUCAACGGUAUCCUCAAGGUCACCGCCACCGAGAAGACCUCUGGCCGCAGCGCCAACAUCACCAUCUCCAACUCCGUUGGCAAGCUCUCCACCGAGGAGAUCGAGAAGAUGGUCAGCGACGCCGAGAAGUUCAAGAACAACGACGAGGCCUUCAGCAAGAAGUUCGAGGCUAAGCAGCAGCUCGAGUCCUACAUCGGCCGCGUCGAGGAGAUUGUCUCCGACCCGACCCUGUCCCUCAAGCUGAAGCGCGGCCAGAAGGAGAAGAUCGAGAGCACCAUCAGCGACGCCAUGGCUGCUCUUGAGCUCAACGAGAGCACUGCUGAUGACCUCAAGAAGCAGGAGCUCGCCCUCAAGCGCCUUGUCACCAAGGCCAUGUCUUCCCGAUAA